UGUUCACGUCGCUGGUAUGCUGCCCAUGGGCCAUAGUGACGCUUCGGGCUAGGCAGUGCCGUUGGGGCAAGAUGUGCAAUGGCAGCUGCAAUGAACUUUGCCCAGUGGCUAAAUUGUGUCGAGAAGCAAUAGGUGGCUUCUCUGCCACAUUGGCAUGGGGUACAUCAGAUAGACGAGUGCAAGUAUUCCACAUACUUUGCCUUCUUUGCGUGGGCAUUUAUGCCAUUUUGCUCCCAUGGAUGAGGCCACAAUGGCUGGUAGAUAACAUCUACGCAGAAGCCACAAAGGUUGGCAACAGCGUGGGCAAGCAGAGGGGAAUUUUUCAGGUAGCGGUCUUGGUGCUGGCAGUCUUGAACUUCAUGUGUCUCAUCAUGCUGGGGCUUGCAUCACGUGCCAUGAAGAGUGAAGCUAUCUCAAGACUUAUUGAUGAGCAGCUUCGAGAGAAUGAAAAGUUUCGGAGCCACUUUCUGAAAGCCCUCCGGACCAGCUACAGCAUCUCUGUUUUAUUGCUGCUUUUGGUUGUGUUCAUCUACGGCAUCCUAAGUCGGCUUUCACGUCUUCCCCAUCCAUCUGCAUUCGUCAUGGGCUGGAGUCCAGCUUUCUUCUCGGCCUGGGCUCUUCUGCAAAUGUUGACAUUCAUCCGCCUCCUUGCUGCACUUGCCAUGAACAAAGUGGAGUGCUUCUACAGAGAGCUGGAAGCGACAGGCAACGGCAUCAACGGCGUCAACGGUAUCCAUGGCAUCAACGGAAGUGUCAAUGCCAGCAGUGCUUGUUUGGAGGCUCAAGACUUCGCUGAGACUGCGGUUCCAGGACAUUGGCUGCAUCUUUUGAGAGAGCAUCAGAAAUUGCUCCGACAUUUGAAAGCCAUGUCUUCUGCAAUAUCUGCGACUGUUCUUGUUUUCCAGAAUGUGGUCGCGGGUUCCAGCUUGCUAUCGCUGUGGGUUGCCCGAGCCUAUCAAAAAGACGCUUUACCUUCGACUGGCUAUGUGCUGUUGGCUUUCACAAUGAUGUGCUCAGGGAUUUUUGCCAUGCUGCCUUUGGCUUACAUCACAGACUUGUGUCAGUCUCGCCGGCUGGGGCGGCGUUCAUUGCUAAAUCUAGCAGACAAAUACAGCGGCUGGCCCAUGUCAGCUGAAGUGCAUGCCGAAUAUAUGCGAUUCAUGCAGCAUAUGAACAUGGCAGAGGCAGGCAUUUACCUUCCCAACAUGGGCAUGGUGACUCGAGCAUCGUUGACAAAUCAGAUCAUGUUCUACGUGAAAGUCCUGCCCCUUGCUCUGGCGCUUACUUUGGGCUGGUGGCGGCGAGGUUGACAUGACCAUGACUUUGGGCACACGGAACCUUUGGAUCUUACCCAGAUCCUGCAAUGGCACAUUGGCUGGUCCUCACUCACUGUUUCGCAUGACUGCAUCACACAUCGAAAUUCAGAUUUUGGAAGUAAGUCGGCUCCUUAUCCAGUGAAAAUCUGACUUUUGUUAAAUCGGGUCAGUUUUCCCUGAGGGUAAAACCGUUUGGGAGGUUGCAAUAGAGUGUAGGCAGAAGCACCAGAGGAUCCAAAAUCACACAGUUGGGAUCUGGUGGAAAGAUGGGAUUCUCCCAAAUUGGUCAGGACUGAAAA
Molecule: messenger RNA, 1615 nt
Organism: Cladocopium goreaui
Lineage: Eukaryota; Dinophyceae; Suessiales; Symbiodiniaceae
Source: the annotation of a GenBank genome assembly